UCUGUGAUUCGACCAGUGACAAGGAAACAUGGAUAACAAGUAAGUUAAAAGGGGAGGUCCAUUGCCUAGACACUCUGCUAGUGAUAAAACAGAGUGAUUGAACUCAAAUUUUGCAGAGACAAGUGAAACAGCACAAAAAAUGGCAAAAUUAACAAGUAGCCAGCCACAUGUAGUCAUCUUCCCGUUCCCUGUGCAGGGCCACAUAAACUCAAUGCUGAAACUAACCGAGCUACUGUGCCUUGCAAACAUCCAUGUCACUUACCUCCUCACUGUCCAAACUCAUGCUCGUCUCCUGGCCAAUACAAACGUUGUCUCGAGGUACACUAAGUAUCCAGGCUUUCGUUUCCAGACGUUACCUGAAAGCGUCUCAGAUGGAAAUGCACAGUCCAUGGAUAUUCUACUUAAUUUGUACAACUCUCUGAAAACUGCUAAAGGAUUUUUUAGAGAUUUGCUGGUGAGUGAAGGCUUAAAGAAUCCGGUGACUUGUAUUAUUACUGAUGGUGUCAUGAGAUUUACACUUGAUGUUGGGGAAGAGAUUGGCGUUCCUGUUAUAUACUUUCGUACAAUCAGUGCUUGUUCAUUUUGGUCUUACUUUUGCAUGAACAAGCUUGUUGAGGCCGCAGAGUGUCCUUUUAAAGGGAAUGAUAUGGACUUUCCGAUCAAGAGUGUACCAGGCAUGGAAAGUUUUCUCAGGCGACGUGAUCUGCCAAGUCUGUUCCGUGUUGCUGACAUAAAUGAUACUGGUUUCCAGAUGUGGUUAACCGAAACUCAGCAAACUGUUCGAGCUCAGGCCUUGAUACUAAACACAUUUGAGGCUCUUGAAGGACCAAUUUUGUCUCAGUUACGCACUCAGAUUCCAAACAUCUACACAAUUGGACCACUUCAUGCUCACCUCAAGGCCUAUACCAAGUUGGAACCCGCCUCGUCCCCUCUGUCUCAAUCAAACAGUUUAUGGGAAGAAGACAGGGGCUGCAUCAAGUGGCUAGAGGACCAGCCCCUAAAGUCAGUGAUAUAUGUCAGUUUUGGAAGUCUUGCGAUGGUUACAAAAGAGCAGCUCAUGGAAUUUUGGCAUGGUCUGGUCAAUAGUGGGUACAGAUUCUUGUGGGUAAUGAGACCAGACUCAAUUACUGGUCCUGAGGGUGGACAGGAGAUUCCCGCAGAGCUGGAGGAGGGAACAAAGACAAGAGGUCAUAUGGUAAACUGGGCGCCACAAGAAGAGGUUCUAGCUCACCCUGCAAUAGGUGGAUUUUUGACUCAUAGUGGAUGGAACUCAACUUUGGAAAGUAUAUGUGAAGGGGUGCCAACGAUUUGUUGGCCAUAUUUUGCAGAUCAACAGAUCAAUAGUCGAUUUGUUGGAGAGGUUUGGAAGAUUGGGUUGGAUAUAAAAGAUACUUGUGAUAGAGUUAUUAUUGAGAAAGCUGUCAAAGAUCUCAUGAGGGAUAGGAAUGAAGAGUUUUCAAAAUCAGCCAUUGAGAUGGCUAAACUAGCCAGCAAAGCUGUCAAUGAAGGAGGAUCAUCGCGCUCUAAUCUGAACAAGCUGAUAGAAGACAUCAAGUCAAUGUGUAAUCUGUCACAACAUGCCUGAACUCAAGUUUCCUAAAAUCUGGUACUCUAGCAUAAACAUGAACCUUCUCAUUUCUUAUCUUUUAAAACCAAUAAUUGUUAAACUUGGCACCUUCAUAAGCUUUUGUUAUGUUACUUAUGUAAUCCCUUUGGUUCUUCUCUUUCCAAUGUUUUAUGGUUAUAUGCAAAGAAGAAGAAUAAUUUACAAUCAGUAAUUUGCUUGGCACUAGUAAAAUAUAUUGUUUUAAAAGUUAGAAGAGAACCAACAUUCAUUAGCUUCUCUUUGAUAGUAGCUUUUAGAAGUUCCAGGGAAUUAUAUACUUGUCAUCUUCUCUAUGAUUGAUUGUAUAUUAUUUUUUUUUAAUCGACCA
This is a messenger RNA of Daucus carota subsp. sativus, 1934 nucleotides long. Its product is annotated as 7-deoxyloganetic acid glucosyltransferase. The coding region runs from base 140 to 1585 and encodes 481 amino acids. The record is from RefSeq and is a predicted model, not a curated record. NCBI's taxonomy places the organism in Eukaryota, Viridiplantae, Streptophyta, Magnoliopsida, Apiales, Apiaceae. Gene Ontology annotation, molecular function: UDP-glycosyltransferase activity. The transcript has 2 exons.